Macrosteles quadrilineatus (aster leafhopper) is the source of this 2515-nucleotide messenger RNA. RefSeq names its product sodium/hydrogen exchanger 9B1-like. Lineage: Eukaryota; Metazoa; Arthropoda; Insecta; Hemiptera; Cicadellidae. The transcript has 12 exons. The record is from RefSeq and is a predicted model, not a curated record. The coding region runs from base 140 to 2032 and encodes 630 amino acids. Gene Ontology annotation, cellular component: membrane. Gene Ontology annotation, molecular function: antiporter activity. Gene Ontology annotation, biological process: proton transmembrane transport.
CCGCUUGAUGGCCUAGUGCCUUGGCGGUUUAAUUCACUUUUUUCAUAGUAAUUGUGUGUUUUUAUGUGAGUGCUUGGUUAAUUUAUUGUAGUGAAACUUAACAAACAGUAAUUAUUUUUACGAAAAUCCAAACGAAACAAUGAUUAAGAUGACCGCAGUAGACGACAGCCGAGAAGCACAUGGAACUCUCAACACAGGGUUCACACACGAUGAGCCAAGGAGGAAAGUCAGCAUCAGCAUGGAUGCCGUGCAUGCUGAUGAGGAGCGGAAGAGAAAGAUCAGCACCGGCAGCCAUCUUGGUAAAAACCUCGGUCUUCAUAACGGCGACCACAGUCACUUUGUAGAACACAGUAACACAAGUAGCAACACAGGCCAACUUAACUUGGACCACAUACAUCAGCAAUACAAUGCCAGGACUGAAGCUUCCUGGUGGUACCUGUUGUGCGCCAAGUGUCGUCAGAAGGAGACAGGUCCUGGUUGGGAGCCCAGCUUCUGGCAGAUGUUCUGUCCCUACCCCUUCUGCCCCACCUACCGCCACGUGGCCCAGUGCUUCGCCCUCUUCCUUCUGGUCAUGCUGGCCUGGGGCGUCGUCUACUCCGUGAUGGGCUCCGACGCAGCACCUGGAGGUCCUCUGUUUGCCAUGGCCAUGCUCGUCAUCUCUGCCCACUUCGGUGGUUACUUCUUCAGACUUAUCAACUUGCCUGGACUGGCUGGCAUGCUUGCUGUUGGAGUGAUCUACCAGAACAUGGGGUUGGUGGAUAUUCAUGGGCCUUAUCUCAAAGUUUCGUCAGUUCUGAGGAGGAUUGCCCUGGUGCUUAUCUUGACCAAGGCCGGACUUGACCUUGACCCUGGGGCAAUGAAGCGCCUCUUCGGGACCAUCCUGCGGCUAGGUCUGGUCCCUUGGUGUGUGGAAGCGGGUAUAGUCUACCUAGCUUGUCAUUUCAUCCUUGGACUACCAGGCAUGUGGGCAUUGCUGACUGGAGUGGUGGUUGCUGCCGUGUCCCCAGCCGUAGUUGUACCGUGCUUAUUCCGUAUCCGUAGCAAGGGCUACGGUGUAGCUAAGGGAAUCCCUACCGUAGUUAUCGCCGUUUCCGGCAUAGACGACGCUGCGUCCGUAGCCGCCUUUGGCAUACUGCAAGGCCUCAUGUUUUCAGAGCAUUCGGCAAUGUAUAACGUCAUCUUAGGAAUGGCCUCUGUGUUUUGUGGUGUAGGUUUCGGAAUAUUUUGGGGACUGCUUCUAAAAUACAUUCCUGAGAAAGGUGAUCCGUUCGUUGUACCAAUGAGGAUUCUGCUGCUCCUGUGCGGAGGACUUAUCUCCGUGUUUGGAAGUGAAUUGAUAGAACUGGAGGGUGCGGGGCCCCUGGCAGUGGUGGCAGCCUCCUUCAUUGCCUCCUGGAUUUGGUCAACACAAGGCUGGCACAUAGAGGAUAACCCUGUCGUGACUGCGUUUGAUAUUUUCUGGAUGGUGUUUGAGCCAAUUCUUUUCUCAUUGACUGGAACCCAGAUUCGUAUUAGAGAGAUUGAUACUCAUAUAUUUAUAAUAGCCACAGCCACUUUAGCUGCUUCCUGCAUCUUGCGGCAAAUGGCUACAGUUGUAGUAGCGUUCGGGACAAAUUUGAAUUUCAAAGAGAAGAUAUUCGUCGCGUUGUCUUGGAUGGCUAAAGCUUCAGUGCAGGCUGCUUUAGCCCCAGUGGCGCUAAGUAUGGUUGUGGAGAUGGGCAAGAAGCCUGGUUCCGAGGAGUAUGAGAGUGCCAAGGUCAUGCUAAUGUUUUGUGUGUUAUCCAUUGCACUGACAGCUCCUCUGGGUGCUAUACUUAUCAUGCUUACAGGCACCAAACUUUUGACAAAGACUGUAGCAGGUCCUCCAGCUGGUUGGCGCCACAGCGCAAGACCUUCUCUUCGUGACAUAACCGUCAUAGACCAAGGAAAUGACGAAGAUGACAUAGAGAGAAGGUCAAUGUCCUCUAGGCACCAUUCGCCUCAUGCGGUUCGACGACCCGUGCCUAACCUAGUAGUUACCCACCAGCCCUAGAGUAGGGCGGAAACGUCUGGCAAUGUACGGAAAGACAUGGUUGACUACGGUUACCUACUAUUUAGUACUCCUAGGAUGUCCUAGCAUUGUUAAGUUGGUUCAUGGGCCUUAAGAAAGAGUACAAAAUUUCAAACUAAAAUUGCUGAAUACUUAAAUAUGUUUAUUAUAAUUAUGGAAAUACUUAGUGAGAAAUGGUGUAAAUAAGGGAAAAUAAAUUUAGUUAACUUGCAAUGCUAUUAACUUUUUUCUAAUUUUAGUAAAAUUUUGGAAUAUAUGUUCAAUUAAAUCAUACUGUUUUUUAAUCGUUUUUUUCUAUGAAUAACUUUAAUAUCUGAUUCUUAUAUUGUUGCUCCAACACCAACCGUGUAUGAGUAAAAAAACAACACUUGUUAAAUUUGUGUUCUGUUGUGUAUUAUUAUUGUUUUGUGUAUAAAACUAUAGUUUGAUUUACACAAUUUUAGAUGAAUUAAGACGAUUUAAUUU